This is a messenger RNA of Anopheles stephensi (Asian malaria mosquito), 4980 nucleotides long. RefSeq names its product leucine-rich repeat protein soc-2 homolog (gene Sur-8). The transcript is spliced from 3 exons. Bases 638 to 2452 code for a protein of 604 amino acids. The record is from RefSeq and is a predicted model, not a curated record. Lineage: Eukaryota; Metazoa; Arthropoda; Insecta; Diptera; Culicidae. Gene Ontology annotation, molecular function: protein phosphatase 1 binding.
GCGAUGAAAUUGCAGCUACACCCACCACAACAACAGCUUUUUGAUGUUGAAGCUGAACCCUUUCCACAAGCUGGUGGUGGAUCCGUCCUCGGUGCUGGUUUUUGUGUUGUUUUCUAUGAAAUUGAAUGUCAUGGGAUGGUCAUCGUCAGUGGGGUAAAUUUGCUCGAUUGUUUGGAUGCACUAAACCCACCACUGCUGCUGCUGCUGCCAGCAGUAUCAGUCAGUGCGCGCAAUCAUUUGCUCCUUGGUAGAAAUGAUUCCCAUCGGAUUAAUAACAUCCCGAGUGCCAUUUGCCAACAGAGUUCUAGCGAAGCUGCGUUUUGCGCGCCCUGUCUGUCCUGCUGCUUCCCUUCUGACCCAGAGGAAGAGGUUCGGGCAGAUUUCAGCUCACGUAGGUUCAAUGUCACGUCCAGAAGCUGCUGGCGUACAGUGAGAUAGGGUUGCACCGCUAGGACACUUACAAUCUCAGGAUUGUACCUGAGUGAAUCCGAUCAACAGGAUCAAAUCAGCUGUGUUAGUUGGUGUGGUUUGGAGUGUGUGUGUGUGCACGAACGGAAAGAAGAUUGCAGUUCGGUAAUCUCAGACUCGUUCUCAAACAGCAUCAUAUCGUAUUGUGCUAUUCAGUGGAGCUCGCGGCAUGAAUUUGGGUAGCUCCGGUGGAGGCGGUACCGGCACCUCAGCGAACACUUCUGGCGGAAGCAGCAGCGGAGGCGGAGGCGGUAGCGCAGGAUCAUCCAAUUCAGCUGCUAGUGGUGGUGUCGCCGGUGCUGGAAACGCAAACAGUGCGAACGUGAGUGGUAGUAGCACGGCGGCAGCACCAGGAAGCGGAGGAUACGGCAGUGGAAGCGGAGGAUCCGGCAGUGAAAUGCCUGCAGAAAUCAUUCGCCCCAAGGUUGUGACGGUGAAGCACCCGGAGUCGAACAAACCGAAACCGACCACCAAGAAGGGGAAAGCGAUACAGGCCGAUGUAGACGUGAUCAAGGAGUUUCAGCGAUGCAAGGAGGAAAAUAUUCAGCGGCUCGAUUUGAGCAAAUCCUCCAUCACCGUCAUACCUGCGUCGGUGAAAGAUUGCACGAGCUUGGUCGAGUUCUAUCUGUAUGGCAACAAGAUAUCGUCCCUGCCGCCGGAGAUCGGUUGCCUGGCGAACCUGAAAACGUUGGCACUGAACGAGAAUUCACUCACGUCGUUACCUGAUUCGUUGCAGAACCUGAAGCAGCUGAAAGUGCUUGAUCUGCGACAUAACAAGCUGUCCGACAUACCGGAUGUGAUUUACAAGCUGCACACGCUCACCACGCUUUAUCUGCGCUUCAACAGGAUCCGGGUGGUAGGUGACAAUCUGAAAAAUCUUAGCAACCUCACGAUGCUUAGCCUGCGGGAGAACAAAAUCCACGAGCUGCCCGCAGCCAUCGGCCAUCUGGUCAAUCUGACGACGCUCGACCUUUCGCACAAUCAUCUGAAACACCUGCCCGAGGAGAUCGGGAAUUGCGUUAACCUGACUGCGCUCGAUCUGCAGCACAACGAUCUCCUGGACAUUCCGGAGUCGAUAGGCAAUUUGUCGAACCUGAUGCGGCUCGGGCUGCGCUACAACCAGCUCUCGUCAAUUCCCGUCUCGCUGAAGAACUGCACGCACAUGGAUGAGUUUAACGUGGAGGGCAACGGGAUCAGCCAGCUGCCCGAUGGGCUGUUGGCCAGCCUGAGCAACCUUACCACGAUCACCCUUUCGCGGAACGCGUUCCACAGCUACCCGUCCGGUGGGCCGGCCCAGUUCACGAACGUGACCAGCAUCAAUCUGGAGCAUAAUCAAAUCGACAAGAUACAGUACGGCAUUUUCUCUCGUGCCCGCGGCUUGACCAAGCUGAACAUGAAGGAAAACGCGCUCACCUCGCUGCCGCUCGACAUCGGCACCUGGACCCAGAUGGUAGAGCUAAACUUUGGCACCAACUCGCUCACGAAGCUUCCGGACGAUAUACACUGCCUGCAGAAUCUGGAGAUACUGAUCCUGUCCAACAAUCUACUGAAACGAAUACCGAACACCAUCGGCAACCUGAAGAAGCUGCGCGUGCUCGAUCUGGAGGAGAAUCGGCUCGAGUCCCUACCAUCCGAAAUAGGGCUGUUGCACGACCUGCAGAAGCUGAUUUUGCAGUCAAACCAGCUCGGCGCGCUACCCCGCACGAUUGGCCAUCUAACGAACCUGACGUACCUGUCCGUGGGCGAAAACAAUCUGCAGUUCCUGCCGGAGGAGAUCGGUACGCUGGAAAAUCUCGAAUCGCUCUACAUCAACGAUAAUCCGGCACUGAUCAAGCUGCCGUACGAGCUGGCCCUGUGCCAGAAUCUGGCAAUUAUGAGCAUCGAAAACUGUCCCCUGUCGGCGCUUCCGCCGGAAGUCGUGAGCGGUGGUCCGAGCCUCGUAAUACAGUACCUAAAGCUUCAUUCGCCCUACCGACAGAUGUGAUUUGCUGGCUGAAGAAGAAGAAGAAGAAGGGCCUGCACCUGCCGGUCUGCCGCUUGCGUCACCUCGUCGUCCUUCUUCCUCACCCGUCUCUUUGUGCCGACUUCGGCCUAGCCGUUGAUACUUUGGGUUUGGGACACGCGUGUGUGUGUGUAUGUGUUACACUACUACUGCACUGCUUUAUGGUUUGUUGAUCAUAAAACAACCGGAAAACACUUCCGAGACAAAGUUUCCGAUUUUCUGAAAUUGAUUUGUCACGAAACGCCCUUCUGAAUGGAAAUCACAGAAAAAUUGUGCAAAAGUGUGUGUGUGUGUGCGUGUUCGUGUGAAAAAAAAACACACGACAAGAUACACACACGCACAAACAAACAAACUGAAUCAAUGUGAUUAAAAUAAAGCUUUAAUGUUAUUGCUUAUUAAAAGAAAAAAAAGAUAAAAACAACACACAACAACACACUACUACUAACUGCGCGCCAGUUAGAGUGGAAGAGCCAUUCACAGAAACUAUAUUACCAAAAGCAAAUGGAAAACGAAGCCAGAAACUGAACUAUUAAGAAACAAGCGAAAAACAUCGAUAUUUCGUAAGUGCGUGCGUUUAUUGAGGUGCGCCGCCGUACGCUCUCGAGUCCGAUCUCCUGUGUUCCUGUGUUGUGUUUUGCGGAAAGGACGAAAUAGAAAUGUGUGUGUUUAGUUUCGACGAAAUACGAAAACAAAUGUGACAAUAGUGAUAACCGCCGCCGCCGCCGCUGGCACGUAAAGUGUGAUUAGUAUUUAUUGGUUUUUGUAUGCUAAAGUGCUGAAUUGUUUGGUGAACAAUACUGUGAAGUGAUCGUUGUGGCAAGGAAAAACAGACAGACCUGUGUGUUUGUGCUAGUAAUUACCGUGUUUUGGCGAAGGAUAUGGAUCGUCACAAGUAGUUACAAAAUUGACUUCUUGGUUGCAGAGUCUCGGUUUGCUGGUGCUGGCACAAAUAUCGGCUCUGAAGCAAUACGAUACUCAACGGAUCGUGCACUGUUGUUGAGCUAAAUAAUUUCACACGCUAUUCAACGGUUGCAUGUCUCUUGGGGCGCACGUGUUACGCCGUGUACAGGGUCAGCGCAAAUUUUAAACGUUUCAUUUAGUGUUUUAUGAUCUCUGGCGGAAGUUUUUAACUCCUGUAGCUCACGUCAAACUGAGCCAUCGAUACCAUGCGAGAAAAUUGACGAUUUUAUUCGUUUUAAAGUAGUAGUUGUAAGUAAGAUUUUGUCGAAAGCGAUCUUAGGCGACCGAUUAAAUUCCAUUAGCGUUUGCAGGCGGUGCGUGAAUGCGAAAAUACGUAAAAAGUCCCAAUUAUAUUAUUAUUACAGCUGUAGUAAUAUUGCACAUUGACGACGGACGGUUCCGAUCCUCCCAUCGGAAGACAACCGGAACAUUUUGAGUGGAUUGAUAAUUUCUUCAUGGGUUGUUGUGGUGUAUUGAGGUAAAACUUUUUUCCAUUUUGUGAUCUGUGACUGCAGCACUUCCAAACACGUAAAUUGUAUGCGUGUGUGCAAAACAAUGAACAGUAAAAUUAUUUCUUUUGGAAGCUAAUAAAUGAGGCAAUGUAAGGAAUUCGAGUUUACAUCAUAGAACAAAAAAAAACGAACUGCAACGAAUUUAAAGCUUAUGUGGAACCGAGUAAACACAAUUGUGAGGCAAACGUAAGAAAUGUUGGAAUUCAACGCUACGCUAGAAAUUAAUGAUUAUAUAAAUUCAAAUAGUUAAUCGUAUGAGUGGCACUCACGAGAAGAUGCUUGUUGGUCGUAUGUGGUUUUGUUUUAAAAAAAUGUCGAUUUUUGAACACUUCAAACGUUGUGUUUGUGCAAGCAGGCGGAUCGAGGCGUCAUUUUAAUCUAGUCAUAUAUAAUUGAAUCGUUUCACUUUUGGUUAAUUCCGUUGCACCCCUGAGGCUAAAAUAAUAAUGAUAAAUGUAAAACACACAGGCAGAUAAACCAACCCACAAACAAGAAAACACAAUGAAAACACACAAGAAAAUCGGUUGGGUAAGAUGCUAGAACACACACACACUUUAACAGUUCAAUAAGUUUAACAAUCCUAUGUACACAGAGGGAGAAACAACAGAACGGAAUGCAUAAAUGGCCUAAAUAAUACAUGUAGCGAUGAGAGCGAUAAAUAAUACAUAAAUGUACACACCGCUGUGCAAAAGUAAGUCUAUGAACAGAAAGUGAACAAAAGAAGAAGAUGAAAAAAACAGCAGUAAAUUAGUGCGAAAACUAUUAAAAGUGUGUGCAACGUGUGUAAAUUCAGAACGGUGUAUCAGUUUAAAUGUUGUGAGCACAUCAUGCAAUCAAGCGAGACAUGUUCGUUGUGUCCACCACCAACAAACUCAUUGAAUCGACGCUUACACCAUCGGGAGCGUGUAACAUCGGGGAUGUAUUUGUCGACGAUCGAAUUUAACAGCAAAAAUGGAAUUGACAAUUUCUAGUAAGAUACCAUAAUUAAUAUGAAUGUCAUUCCGCUUGCAAAGCAAAACCAAAAACAAAACAAAAAAA